AUGAUUCGAUUGCGGGAAAUUUGCAACGCUACUCCUACGGCUACUACGACUGCAGGAUCGGAUGCGGACGGGCCGGUUGUAACGGACGCACCGAGACUGGUUCCGCUGGACUUGGAGAUGCAGCGACGCAGGAGACGGACCGUGAAGCGACAGAACUUUCCUGAUUCGUGCGGAAACGUUGGCAACGAUGUGCUGUCGUGUUACCCGACAGAGGGCAUGACUGUUGUCCAAGGCAGCUGGACCCGGUUCGGAACUCUCGAUCCAGAAUACAUUGGCUAUGGCAACUUGGACAUCUAUCUCUUCCAUGCUGACUCGCGGGUAGAGGCAUUCAAGUGGUCGAAUGUUCCCAACGACUCUAACUGGGUUGGUGUCUCUGUCAAUGACUCGUUCUGGGGCACACGCGGUGUCACUGGUUGGCGGGACGGCCAGAACCAGUCUAUGCCCUUUUACUUUGUCGCUACAGAUGCCGGCGCUGCUCUUGACGGCGGCGAACCCCGCCAGGCAACGUUCACUGCGUCUGAGCUCAGCCGCAAGUGGCCAUUGCUCUCCUCGUCAUUCUCGGAAUCCUCGCCCUUGCCGCCCUCAUGCUCUUGGCAUGGUUCUCCGCACGCAACCUCCGCACCCGCCAACGACGCAGGCAGUCUACCGGCUCUUCCACACCCAUCAUGGGUCUCCCCGCCUCCCAGGCCCCACCCGAAUCCACCAUCUCCCCAUCGAACAUCCCCGGCCUCUAUCGUCGGUCGUCCUGUGUCUAUCAGACGAGGUGGAUCGCUGUCAACGCCAACGUCAACGACGGUGCAUCCACCCGUUCCGGCGAAACAGGGCCCAUCUGGCCAAGACGCCGCCAUCAUGGCUUCCGCCUUUCGAGCCAUGCUACGCAAACCCGAUUUCGCUAGUCGGCCCGAGGAAGAGGACGAGAGUCCGGAAGAAAGAAAUGUGCGUGAUAUGAAGGAGCAGCUUGCAGAGGAAGGCCGCGAUAUACAGAGUGUCAGGAGCGAGCGCGGCGUCAGGGUUCAUAAUACCGCCGAGGACGGCAGUGAAGACGGUUGGGGCCGGCCCACGACUCCACGACGAUGA
Molecule: messenger RNA, 1077 nt
Organism: Rhizoctonia solani
Lineage: Eukaryota; Fungi; Basidiomycota; Agaricomycetes; Cantharellales; Ceratobasidiaceae
Exons: 5
Coding region: 1-1077 (358 amino acids)
Source: RefSeq, a predicted model, not a curated record